AUGAAAUCUGUUAUAGUGUCACUUGUGUUAGCUUUACCCAUCCACUAUGCAUUGGGCCUAAAAAAUCUGGAUAAACCCAGAUGGAAAUCAUUUGGCGACGCCCAGCAAGAAUGUGCCGAGUACCUUCUCAUCUCUGAGGACACGAUCGAUCGUUACAUCAGCAGUGGCUAUCCAGAUGAAUCCAGCGUACAAACGCACAUUUACUGUAUUCUGAUCAAUCUCAAUUCGUGGAAUCAGACAACCCUGCAGAUCAACGACUACGUUUUCAAUCGAUUUUUUCGUACAUUGCCCGGCGAUUGCAUCUACAAGCAGCGUACUGAGCAGUGUUUGGCUCAGCAGAACCUCUACUCAAAGUUCAAUGUAAGUAUCAUUAGUCGAGCAUACAACUCGUUCAUGUGUUACUACCAGUACUACGGAAUCCUUUCCAACGAGCCUCAAUGGGUACCGUUCCGAGUUAGUGAGAUUCAUCAAGUCCUAGUCGAUAGCCUACGAAUUAUUCCUCAUCAUCGCAAACGGUUGCUGCAGUAUUGCCAAGGCUUCAUGCUGGUACCUCCUGAAUUCCCGGACCUGAUGUAUGCUUUCACUGUCCGAUUGGCGUUCUACAACGAGUCAACCGGUUUCGAUUUGCAGAAACUUUACGCCCAGUUUGGUAUGAAAGAAAUUUUGACUGAGAAAACCAGCGAUUGCAUUGGUCGUGUGACAAACAAAUACUGUGUGGAACCGGCACGUGUUGUGAACACAAUGCAGACGUGCUUCUCGAGGCUAUACCUAUCGCUGCGAAAGAUGGUCAGCUCAGCUGCCAGUUUGGUACUCGGUCAUCCGGCAGAGUGUUUGAUAGGGCCAAGAUUCGAUUUGAAAACCUACUGA
Molecule: messenger RNA, 867 nt
Organism: Ochlerotatus camptorhynchus
Lineage: Eukaryota; Metazoa; Arthropoda; Insecta; Diptera; Culicidae
Exons: 1
Coding region: 1-867 (288 amino acids)
Molecular function (GO): odorant binding
Source: RefSeq, a predicted model, not a curated record